Molecule: messenger RNA, 2388 nt
Organism: Danio aesculapii
Lineage: Eukaryota; Metazoa; Chordata; Actinopteri; Cypriniformes; Danionidae
Gene: ikzf1
Product: IKAROS family zinc finger 1 (Ikaros)
Exons: 9
Coding region: 1-1926 (641 amino acids)
Biological process (GO): regulation of transcription by RNA polymerase II
Molecular function (GO): RNA polymerase II cis-regulatory region sequence-specific DNA binding; DNA-binding transcription factor activity
Source: RefSeq, a predicted model, not a curated record
AUGGCUGCCAGUGAUGGUCUACUGGGUGUCAGCUUUUAUUGGCACGAUACAAAGCGAAGUGCCAAGCUCUGCUGCCUCGAUUCCCCGAGCAGAUUCGGCCUCUGGAAUAAAAGCUUGCAAAAUGUCUCGCACGAGCACAGAGACAUAGCAAUGCUGGGCUGGAAGGAGGAAGUGCAGUGGAGAGGGGAGGGACCGCGCGUGGAGUUCCAGACUGCAGCCGCGGCGCUGAGAACUUGUGCGCAUGGAGCGGCGGGGGACAGCUGGAAGAGCUUCAUACUGCAAACUCAAGGAAUAGCAGAGUACCUGCACAGGAUGGAGACUGGGGAGGCACAGGAAAUGUCCCAGAUAACAGGAAGGGACAGCCCGAUGAAUGCUAAUGAAGGGGGAGAGGAUCAAGAUGAGGCCAUGCCUGUUCCUGAAGACUUGUCAGCAAGCACUGGCCUCCAACACAACAACCGCAUAGAUAAACCACUGGCCUGUAAUAUAAAAGUUGAGGCUCGGAGUGACGAGGAAAACGGUCUGUCCUGUGAGAUGAAUGGAGAGGCAGAGGAAUGUGCAGCCGAGGACUUGCGCAUGCUCGAUGGCUCUGGGGCCAAAGUGAACGGCUCCCACGCAGGCCCCGACAGCAAGCCGGCCGUCUACCCCACUGCCGGGGGCAUCCGCCUCCCCAACGGGAAGCUGAAGUGCGAUAUCUGUGGGAUAGUUUGCAUUGGGCCCAAUGUGUUGAUGGUGCACAAGCGAAGUCACACUGAAGAAAGAAAGUCAGUUUUGGAAGAACAUAAAGGUGAAAGACCAUUCCAGUGCAAUCAAUGUGGUGCUUCAUUCACUCAGAAGGGAAACCUGCUCCGACACAUCAAACUUCACUCUGGCGAGAAACCUUUCAAAUGUCAUCUGUGCAACUAUGCUUGCCGCCGCAGAGACGCUCUUACUGGACAUCUGCGCACACAUUCGGUUGGAAAGCCCCAUAAGUGUGCAUACUGCGGGCGCAGUUACAAGCAGCGGAGCUCACUGGAGGAACAUAAGGAGAGAUGUCACAACUACCUGCAGUGCAUGGGCCUUCAGAACAGCAUUUAUACAGUGAAGGAAGAGAACAGCCAGAAUGAGCAGAGGGAGGACAUGCCUGCAUCUGAGAGGGCCUUGGUGCUAGACAGGAUAGCUAACAAUGUAGCUAAGCGUAAGAGCUCUAUGCCACAGAGGUUUGUGGGAGAGAAUCGUCUGUCAGAACUGUCAUUCGAGAGCGGCUCAAGUGAGCUCAUGCAGCCCCAUGUAAUUGAUCAGGCCAUCAACAGUGCAAUUAGCUAUCUGGGAGCAGAGUCCUUGCGGCCUCUGGUUCAGACCUCUCCUGGGUCCGCCGACAUGGUGGUCGGCCCACUAUACAACCUGCACAAGUCACAAACAGCUGAAGGCAAUGGCGUAUCUGCUAAAGACAGCGCUGCAGAGCACCUCCUGCUGCUCUCCAAGUCCAAAUCUGCCUCGGUUGACAAAGACGGUUCCCCCAGUCCCAGCGGGCAGGAUUCCACUGACACUGAGAGCAACAACGAGGAGCGUUCGGCUGGGGGAAGUGGAACAGCAGCUUCAGGCGGUCUCAUCUACCUGACCAAUCACAUGGCUCCAGGUAUGAGAAACGGAGGCCUGCCAGUGGUGAAGGAAGAACAGCAGCGGCAUUUUGAGGCUUUGCGAGCAGCAGGUAUGGAUUUGAGUAUAGCAUCAUCAGAAGGAUUUAAGGUGCUGAGUGGAGAAGGAGAAGAAUUGAGGGCGUACCGCUGUAUCCACUGCAGAGUUUUGUUCCUGGAUCAUGUCAUGUACACCAUCCAUAUGGGCUGCCAUGGCUUCCGAGACCCCUUUGAGUGCAACCUAUGCGGGUACCGCAGUCAGGACCGUUAUGAGUUCUCAUCGCACAUCACACGUGGAGAGCACCGCAUCUGAGUUAACACAGACAUUCUACAUACACACUUGGCCAAAUGUUCAAAGCAUACUGCUCUCAAACAUGAAAAAAUACAACAUUCCUGAAUUUAUUUAGACACUGUUCAAAUAUUGGAUUUUUAAUUUUUGAACAUUGGUUGAUUUGGACAUGUAUAUACAGUUAGCCUAUAUAUUUCACUGUGUUGUCUAUUUUUAUACAAUGGUGUAUGUAAACCACUAAGGAUUUAAAGAAGGAUUAAGAACUGUAAAUGAAAAAAAAAUGUAACAAACUGCAACUUUUAUAAAGGAUUGCAUCUGAAAUUGAUGUUUUUAUUUGACCCAAAGUUUCUGAAAUACUACUAGUGAAACAAUGCAUAUGAUAAAAAAUGAUACAAAAAUAAAAUAUUAUUUGCAAGAGGUGAUGUAAGGUCAUCUUAUGUAUCUCUCUCAUGUGUUUCAACUGUGUUCCAACAGUUUUAUAUAUAU